GCAAUUAAUGCGAAAGUGAGCAUCUCGUUAUUUUAAGAACUCUGCAGCACAAUUCACGAACAAAAUGACAAAAUUAGGGAAAUUAAAAGAUUUGUUAAGGUUUAUUGAUAUCGGAGCAAAUCUAACCGACAGUAUGUAUCAAGGAGAAUAUAAUGGAACCAAAUAUCAUGAACCAGAUUUAGAGGAUGUGUUUCGGAGAGCAAAGUACAAUAAUGUGGAGAAGAUGAUCAUUACAGGAGGAAACUUGGAACAGAGUCGGCAGGCAGUGGCUUUAGCUAAACAGUAUGAAGGAACCUUUGCCACAGUUGGGUGUCAUCCUACACGGUGUUCCGAGUUCCUUGAAGAUCCUGAUCUAUACUUUAAUAAACUUCUCCAGCUUAUACAGGAUAAUCCAGAACAGGUGGUGGCAGUAGGAGAGAUAGGACUAGAUUAUGAUAGAACUGAAUUCUGUUCUCAGGAAACGCAAACCCUGUAUUUCGAACGACAGCUAAAACUUUCUAAACUUACAGGGUUACCCCUGUUCUUACACAAUAGAAAAUCUACUGAUGAUCUACUGGAUAUAUUGGAGAGAAACAGUUCUAAACUAUCAGGAGGAGUAGUUCAUAGUUUCGAUGGAACAGCUUUAGAGAGAGACAGAAUCCUCGAACAAGGAUUCUAUAUUGGUAUCAACGGUUGUUCCUUGAAGACAGAAGAUAACCUUGAAGUUGUGAAAGGUAUUCCUGCAGAUAGAUUACUUAUUGAAACAGAUUGUCCUUGGUGUGAAGUUAGACCAAGCCACGCAGGAUUCAAAUAUAUUAAAACAAAGUUUGAAGGGUACCCAACUGUAGUGAAGAAAAAGUGGAAGGUUGGUGCAACUAUAAAAUCUCGAAUUGAACCACACACAAUAAGACAGGUUUUUGAGAUCCUCUGCGGUGUGAGGGAAGAGGAGGAUGUUUUAGCGUUCGCGGAGCAAAUAUUUGCAAACACGGAGAAUCUUUUCUUCCCUAAACCGGAAGUUGUGGAGGAGACGCUACCGGAAGCACUUGAAUCAGAUCUCAACAUUUCUGAAUCUAAUCCAGAAUCUCCUACGACUGAUUUAGAACCGACGGUCUAGAAAUUAUAGUCUCUGAUCUUCAAGGUUACAUAAAUCUGUAUGCUAUUGCUCA
Molecule: messenger RNA, 1145 nt
Organism: Eurytemora carolleeae
Lineage: Eukaryota; Metazoa; Arthropoda; Copepoda; Calanoida; Temoridae
Product: putative deoxyribonuclease TATDN1
Exons: 9
Coding region: 65-1093 (342 amino acids)
Cellular component (GO): cytosol
Molecular function (GO): 3'-5'-DNA exonuclease activity
Source: RefSeq, a predicted model, not a curated record